UUUGUCCCAUUUUUAUUUUGUGGCCGUCGGAGCCGGGCCCGGAGCUUUGGCCCCCACUUGGCCCGACGCGUCCCCAGCGGCGCGACUCCAAACGGUGCCCGUCGACCAGUGACGUCUUUCUUCAACGCCAACGAUUUUCUUUUUUCUUUUUCCGGUUUUCAAGUCACAGAAUUAUCGUCAUUGUUUGAAGUACAGCCCAUGGUCCAGGCCAUCUGCCAAUCAUGGCUUCCCGCAGCAUGGAGACGGAAAUCCUCCAACUAGCCCUCGACGUUGCAGCUGGUACGUAUCAUCCCUCUCUACGAAACCCUAUCGAUGGCUAAUAAUCUCCCUUUUUAGCGGCUAACCUGACACCAAAGAGUCGCGGAACGAGCAUCAAACCUACCGUCGACAAACUCACAUCGCUAUCCUACGAAUAUGGCCUCACGCCAGACGCUCUCCGCGAGGUGCUGCUUGUUGUUUGCAGCGAAAACUACCUCGACCAGGCCAGCCUCAACGGCAUCAUGCGCACACUAUAUCCCGUUGCCAAAGUCUCGCGAGACGAUGUCUUGCUUGUAAUUUCCGCGCUGGGAAACGGAAAAGCGAAACCAUCGCUCACGUUGCAGGCUGCGCUGCUGCGCUGGCUGGUCAUGGUGUACCACGUGUUGGAUGCGCCGGGCGUCCUGGGCCAGGCAUAUCCCGUUUUGUUCAACCUGCUCGACACGGGUGCAUUCCGACCGCAGCUGACGCAUGUUCUUGCGCUGAUAACCAGGAGAAAGCAUGUGCGGCCGUUUCGCAUUCAGUAUUUAUUAAAUUUGACGAGACAGACCGGAAACGACCCCUGCCUGGUCGGCCUACUACGAGUGUAUAAAGAUUAUUACCCCGAAAUUAUCGUUGGCGAAGCAGUUCGCGGUAAAGCGUCUGCCUUUAAACAUCCCGACCCAGCAUGGAGGCAACACUUGGACGAGCUGCAGGAGGCGCAUCUACAAGCGACCCAAGAGCAGAUGACAGGACCGCGCGACGGUUUUCGGAUUAACAAGCAGAUUGGUCGCGUGUCGCGAAACAAAGCCGUCCCCAUAGUGCACACGUCGCACGCCAACGAGGACUCUGUGACACUGGAAGAAGUUGAGAAUGUGAGCAGCUUUGUUCAGAAGAUGGAUAAGCUCGAGAUGCCGAAUCAGCUUGUUGCGGUCCUGGCUGAUCCGCUGCUGCAAAAACUGCUGAUAUUGAGACCCAGUGCAGAGGCUAAUCAGCGUAUUGCGAAUUGGCUGAAUGCCGUUAUGCAGGACAUCAUCGAAGGCGAGGCUGACUAUGCUACGCUGUGGGAGGUAUUGAGCGUCGUUAGGGAUUUUGUCGUUCAAACCAAGUCUCUGCCUCUGCUGGUUCUCAACUUUUUUUCUAGAUUCCUCCAGCUCUGGGAUGGAACAGGAGACCGUCAGUGUAUACUGGCUAUCCUGUCCUUUACCCCUUUUGUCGAAUUCCGAGAAUUGCACAAAAAUGUGCUGGAGCCCUUACAGACAGCAAUGCUCAACGGCAAGGUCGAGACCCAAAUAGACCUCGUGAAGCUGUACACCAACAUCCUACACCACUGGGCCAGCGUACUCAAAGCUGCCAGGCCCUUUCCAGCAAAUGGCGGCAGGAGCAUUACUGAGCUGAUAGAAUCUGCCUCCCGCUUAGCCGUCACCCUUUUGCAAAACUCGCCAACCAUUGCCACACAGUCGGUAGUAUUGGCUCUGUACGAGCAGGCGAUCUGUCUGGCUCGCGAUCUUACAACGGGACAGUAUAUCCGAGUCGAGUUGCCCCCAACUGUCAUCAUCAACCAGCUUCUCUUUUCCAACUCUGUCGCCAUCCUAUCACGAACAUGCUCCUACCUGUUUCAGGCUCGUCAGACGAUAAAGAAAAAUGUUGAAUCAACACGGGCAUCAUCAGCGAACAGCUCAAUGAUGGUAUCAACAGCAUCCUAUCCCAAAACAUACGUGGCUCGACUCAACAGCCAUGUGGCUGAUGCUUGCAACUUUCUCUGGCGCUGGCGAGCAUUCAACACCGCCGGCGGCGCCAAGGGAGCUUCCGUACCUACUGAAACAGUCGAAGCGCUACAGCGAUAUAUCCGAACCGUCGAUAAUACAUUCACUUUGGCUUCGAUUGCAUCGUUCUCCUACUCGCCUAUUCUUUGCAAAAUCAGCAUAGAUUGCAUGCGACGGCUCGAAGACAAAGAGAUUGCGAAUAACCCGGAUAUCGAAACUAGACACCCAGGUCCAGUUACCGCAGCCGGCUUGACACGCCUCGCUCGUGGCGGUGGCAUCAAGCUCGAUUGGGAAAAGUACCAGACCAGUGUCAUUGAGGCACUUGACAAGCAGGGGUUCACGGGCAUUGGCGAACUACUCCGCGGAGUCCUAGCGACAUUCAGAAACAAAAAUGGCUGAGAUCUGAAAUUAGAAUCAUCACAAAUGAAAGGAACGCAAGUUUUCUGCCCGCACAGGGGCUGGUGUCAAGAAUAUAUUGAUUGACGGCAGCUAGUGGUACCGUGGUGUUGUCCCGUUGAGAUGGACUCGAACAUAUCUGCUAUGCCCAUUGGUUGAAAUACAGGGUAUCGAAGAAUAAAAAAAAGAAGCCGCGCUUUUAAUGUUGAAAACCCAAGCAUAAAGACAUCCGCGCCGGAUGGCCUCAAGAGCAAGACGAUGCAGAGUUGAGACUGCCAAUGUCUGCAGCCACCGCUGCCGCGGGAACAAGAAUGGAAGAGGAAUGCAAAAACAACAAAACCAAAAACGCCAAAUGAGCACCGGAUCGUUGAAUGGUGCGUCGCUGCACAAAACCAGUUUGCCAGCUAUGAAUGUUAAAGCAUCGAACGCCGAAUGAAGAUGCAAGCUGUUGGGUUCUGUGCCAACUACUUUGGACGUACUCCCCCUCCGAACAAAUGAGACCAAUCGACGCAACGCCCCUAAAGAAAAGGCGUGUCAAGAACGAAACAAAGGAAAUCAUCAGCCUCGGAAAAAGUCCAGUCUAGUUGGCUUUGGGCUUGGACUCAUCGCCGUAGCCGCCAAUCUUGAUGCCGCCAAAGCCAUAUGUCUUGCCCUCGGGACCACGGUUCAUCUUGCUGCGCGGGCCACGCUCCUUGAGGUCACUCUUGAGCCAAGCCAUGACGAGUUCACCGAGACGAGAGUUGCCGGUAGGACCGACGGUGCCGUCAAUGGUGGCGAGCAUCUUAUCGGCGGUAUCCCACUCCUUUACGGUACCAAGAUGCAUGUGCACAAGAUGGGUGGGCCAGCCUGCCAAGUUGUCGAGAAUGUGCGUGGCGUAGACAAUGGUGCACUCGCGGUUCUCCGUCUCACGCUUGAGCCAGUUAAGGAACUCGGCGCGCGACAGGACAUCCAAGUCGACAGUGAUUUCGUCGAGGAAGAGCACGGUCCAUGGGCGAAGCAGUCCCAUGGCGAGCUGCACACGGCGGCGCUCACCGUCAGACACGGCGUGCAUGCGCCAGUUAAUGUCAAUGUCCAGCAUCUCGACAAGCUCAUCUCGGCGCUCGGGGUAUGCGUCGCCGCCGACGGAGGACAGCAAGUCCGUGACACCAAUGUCGUUGCGGACAAUGGGGUUCAGCACCCACUCGAGACCGAGGUAUGUCACGCCCUCCAGGCCGACCUUGAAGGGGUCGACGCCGCAAAUGGAGAUUGUGUCACUGGGAGCAAGACGCUUACCGGCAAGAAGACGCAGAAGAGUCGUCUUGCCAGCACCAUUGGCUCCAAUGAGCAGCGUUCGCGAGCGGGGAGGAAGAUCGAGCGAGAUGUUGUGGACACCGGUCGAGUAGUCGGGGAAUGUGUAGGAGAGAUUCUUGACCUCGACAGAGGGCGGGAGCUGUUGCUUGGACGGCAUGGCAGGCAGAUUAUUGGCGGGCUUAGAAAAGAGAAAAGAGGGUUUAAUGGUGAUGGUUGGAAGGUUGUCAAAGGAAAGGCUGCCGACGGAGUUUGUGCGGGGGAGUCAUCACUAGGAGAGUGGGGGGGCCCUUUUUCUUUCUGUCGCGUGGUUUAGUGGGGGACUUUUGUGCGGGAGCUACCGAAUAAUGGAAUUGUAAUCAACGAAGUAAUGUUUAUUAAUGAGAAUGAAUUGAUUCACA
[Torrubiella] hemipterigena is the source of this 4084-nucleotide messenger RNA. Lineage: Eukaryota; Fungi; Ascomycota; Sordariomycetes; Hypocreales; Clavicipitaceae. The record is from the annotation of a GenBank genome assembly.